Racocetra persica is the source of this 446-nucleotide messenger RNA. The record is from the annotation of a GenBank genome assembly. Lineage: Eukaryota; Fungi; Glomeromycota; Glomeromycetes; Diversisporales; Gigasporaceae.
UGUGAAUGAAAGUAAAAUGAUUAUAUCACGAGAUAACAGUAUUAUUGACAAUGAAUUUAUUGCGCCACAAAGAUACUCUUGGGAUAAAAAAGAAAAAUGGCAAAAUGAAAAUUUUGAUUAUGAUAUAUUAUUAGAUGAAACAUUUCAAGAAAACUAUAAAUCAUUUGAAAAUUUAUCUCAAGCGGAUACAAUUAGUGAAGAUUUAACUCAAGGAAGUUCUAAUAUAUUAUUAGAAGAAUCAUCUCAAGUGAGCUGCUCUUAUACAUUAAUUGAAGAUUCAGACCAAGAAAGUCUUAUAUCAAUUGAUAGUCAGUCUCGUGCAAGCUUUGAUAACCACAAGCAACUACAUGAUUCAGCAAUACAGCAAGUUAAAAAAAACUGGCAAUUUAUUCGUAAUAUUAUAGAAAAACGGCAUAAAACCAAACGCAUAUUAACUUUAAAUCUAG